AUGAGAAUUCCUCUGUUUUCAUGGCUUUUCUUAAUCCUUAUUCACUAUGUUUCACUCAGCGUCCAUGUAUUUGUGGUCUCUAGUCAAUGUCCCAGCGAAGAUCAGCAAUCUUUGUUGCUUCAAUUGAAGAACAGCCUCAAAUUUGACUCUGAAAAAUCUAACAAACUUAAGCAGUGGGAAAAUGGCUCAGAUUACUGCUCUUGGGAAGGUGUGUGCUGCAAAGAUGGAUGUGUUUCUCAUCUCGACUUAAGCAGCGAGUCAAUUUCAGGAGGACUUGAUAAUUCAAGUGCUCUUUUUGAUCUGCAGUACAUCGAGAACCUGAAUUUGGCUUACAAUAACUUCAACAAUGCUCAGAUUCCAUCCGAGUUCGACAAGCUGACCCGUUUGAGUAAUUUGAAUCUGUCAAAUGCUCGCUUUGCAGGGCAAGUUCCAAUUGAGAUAUCAAACUUGACAAGGUUGGUAACUCUUGAUUUAUCUUGUGCCGCUUUCUCAUCUGGAAUAACUCUGAAACUUGAGAUCUCAAAUUUGAGUUUGCUCAUACGGAACCUUUCGGAGCUUAUUGAACUUUAUCUUGAUGGUGUGAGCAUAUCAGCACAUGGGGCUCAGUGGUGCCAAGCUAUAUCAUCUUCACUGCCAAAGUUGAGGGUGUUGAGCUUGUCCACUUCUAAUAUUUCAGGCCCUUUUCAUAGUUCAUUACUGAAACUUCACUCACUCUCAGUGAUUCGUAUAGAGAACAACAAUUUGUCUACUCAAGUUCCAGAGUUCUUCUCAAAUUUCACAAAUUUGACUUCCUUGCGCCUCAGCAGUUCUGGGUUAUAUGGUACAUUUCCAGAGAAGAUUUUCCAAGUACCUACACUGCAGACUAUAGACCUAUCUGGUAAUUCACAGCUUCAGGGUUCCUUACCAGAAUUUCCGAAGAAUGCAUCUCUUCAAUCCCUGGUUCUCAAUGGGGCAAAUUUCUCAGGCCAGUUGCUACCGAACUCUAUUGGCCACCUCAAAAUGUUGUCCAUAAUAGAUGUUUCAAGUUGCAAUUUCACUGGAUCAAUCCCAAAGUCAAUGGAAAAUCUAACACAAUUGGUUUAUGUGGACUUGUCAUGGAACAAGUUCAAUGGUUCAGUUCUCUUAUUCAGUAUGGCCAAGAAUCUGACCCUAAUAAAUCUUUCAUCCAAUCUUCUAACAGGUCAGAUACAUUCCUCUCACUGGGAAAAUCUUACCAAUCUCUUGAAUCUCGACUUGAGGCACAAUCUACUUGAUGGGACUAUUCCGUCGUCUCUAUUUUCUCUUUCACUGCUGCAGAAACUACAGCUUUCUAACAAUCAAUUCUCUGGUCAGUUGCCUGUAUUUGGUGGUAUCUCUCUAUUGGACACCCUUGAUUUGAGUAGCAAUAAGUUGGAAGGGCCUAUACCCAUGUCCAUUUUUAAUCUCCGAGUGCUUAAGAUUCUUUCACUUUCUUCAAACAACUUCAAUGGCUCCUUUCCACUUAAUGGUCUUCCCCAACUGAAAAAUCUUUCGACUCUUGAUCUUUCAUACAAUAGCUUGCUGAUUAAUUAUAAUCAUACCAGUGUCUCGCAUUCCACCUUUCCUAACAUUACCACAUUGAAAUUAGCUUCUGGAAAGUUGAGAACAUUUCCUGCUUUCUUGAGAAAUCAAUCUAGAUUAGUCAGUUUGGACCUUUCAGAAAACCAGAUUCAAGGCGAGAUACCCAACUGGCUUUGGAAUCUGAGUAGUCUUAGUCAACUAAAUCUUUCUUACAACUUCCUGGUAGCUCUAGAAAGUCCUUUGCUUAAUCUUACUUCUCUAUCUGUGCUUGACCUUCAUUCCAACCAGCUUCAGGGACAAUUCCCACUUUUUCCACCAUCAGCCAUUUAUGUGGAUUAUUCAAAAAAUAAUUUCAGCUCUAGGAUACCCCCUAACAUUGGUGAUUUCCUUAAUUUCACUUUGUUCUUCUCUCUUUCAAGCAAUAACUUCAAUGGGAUCAUUCCAGAAUCAAUGUGCAGUGCGCCAUAUCUUCAAGUUCUUGAUUUAUCCAAUAAUUCUCUAAGUGGGACGAUUCCCCAAUGCUUGAUUGCAAUAAGUGGGACUCUUGCAGUACUGAAUUUGAGAAGAAACAAUCUUUCUGGCACUGUUCCUGAUCAAUUUGCUGAGCGUUGUAGUUUCAAAACUCUAGACCUCAAUGGCAAUCAGAUAGGAGGUCAGUUUCCAAAAUCUCUAGCCAAUUGCACAAUGUUAGAGGUUUUGAACCUUGGAAACAAUCAAAUAGCAGAUACGUUUCCUUGCCUGUUGAAGAACAUUUCCACCUUGCGUGUUCUUGUUUUGCGAUCCAACAAAUUUUAUGGACACUUAGGAUGCCGCAAGCCCAGUGGAAACUGGUCAAUGCUUCAAAUUGUUGACAUAGCACUCAACAAUUUUAGUGGUGAAAUACGAGGAAAAUCUUUGAGAACCUGGAGGGCAAUGAUGGGUGACGACGAUGAUGCCAUGUCAGAGCUUAAUCACCUCCGAUUUGGAGUCCUAAAAUUCACCGGGGUAUAUUAUGAGGAUGCUAUAACUGUUACCAACAAAGGUUUAGAGAUGGAGUUGGUAAAGAUUCUAACUGUCUUCACCUCUAUUGACUUCUCCGGCAACAAAUUCAAUGGAUCAAUACCUGAGGAAGUGGGACAACUCAAAUCACUUUAUGGCCUCAACUUGUCCAGUAAUGCGCUCACAGGCACAAUCCCAUCAUCAUUAGGUAACCUACGACAACUUGAGUCGUUAGACCUUUCAAAGAACAAAUUGGGCGGAGAAAUUCCAGCACAGUUUGCCAAUCUUACU
Molecule: messenger RNA, 2808 nt
Organism: Prunus avium (sweet cherry)
Lineage: Eukaryota; Viridiplantae; Streptophyta; Magnoliopsida; Rosales; Rosaceae
Source: RefSeq, a predicted model, not a curated record